AAUUAGAGAUAUAAGAAAACCGAUCGUUUGGAGAUAUGAAAAAUUGCUAUCAAUGUUUUUUUUUGUGAGAACUAUUGCGAUAAAUGUUGGGGUACAUAGAAAGCAUUAUAGGUAAAAAGAACGGGUGUGAUAUCGUAUCUAGCCGCCUCCGAAGCUUCUCCGCCGCGUCGGUGCUUGAGUCACACACUGGCGUGAAGUCUUUGUCUCCCUCCAUGGCGUUAACUGUAGCUGGCUCAACUUCUCCUCCUCUCCCGCCCUCUGAACCUCCAGAUCCAGACAUCGGCGUAGCCUUUCCGGUGGACCCUCCUGACCUUCCAGUCCCUCCUGACCCCCCACCGUCUCUCAUCCUCCAUGACCCCAUGUUUCACCCCUGUCCCACAUGUGCUUUACGGUUACUUCGAGCAUCACUAUCUCCAGAUCUGAGCAUGACGUUCACAAAACUUGACAAAUCUCUGGAUAUGAAACCGCUGAAGCUGAUUCUAACUCAUCUGGCCCUAGUCUCUUCAAUCCAUCGUUAUGAGCUCAUGAGAUCUAGAAGCGGGCCUUCCAUCGGUUGAAAACCGGAUCUACAAAGAACAACUUCCUAGUACUCAAAAAUCUCAGAUUUAAAUGGGAAGUCUCCUCAGCCACCGAUAUGUCCUUCUCAGAAGAUGCCGCUGGAGCCCUUUAAAAAGCUGCAAGUCACAGUUAUGCAGGCUCCUCCUCAUCACCAAGCUGUUCCGGCGAGGAACACCCAGAAUGAACGUUUGCCAAACCCAGCCUUAAGGGCUUUGAUUCUCCAUGUACAAGAUGUGUAUGUUGAUGCGAGGGUCUUGGUGGAAAAAAGAAUCGUCUCCAAGCUUGCCUCUCUCCAAUACGCAACAAACUGAAGUCUCGAGGACUGGCUUUUGAUUGUUAAAAUAUUGGUGGUGAUUGGCUCUGUGGAUGGUAUCCAUUUCUCACCUUUGUGCUUUCACUGUUCUUAUCGACCGGAUCUGGUACCAUGUGUCUGUGCUCUUAGUUUUCGACCAGAUUGGGAUUCACAAAGCUCGACCAUCAUCUCCAUGCCGUUAACAUCUUGCGUUGGUGGCUGUCUCUGCUAUUCCGGGGAAGAACCCGUUCUUCCUGUCUCAGUCGUUGGAUUUAUUCUAAAAAUGUCUAGUCAAGUUCAUCAUCAGAGGUCAACCCCGACAAGAGUAAUUAUCAAGCCAAUAUCAACAUCGUCCAUCAAUCAACCACCGAAGGCCAACAAAAUCACAAGCUCAAGCGCUACAUUGUUUCACAAUCCGAAAAGACAAAAUCUUACUCCUACUAGCCCAGUAACUUUAACCAUUAUGGUUAAGUUUACUCAAACUUCCUCUCGUCAGGGCUGAGAGAGAUCGUCAUCCACUUCCUCCUUUCAGGAGAUAAUCAUUUCACCACAGUCCCUCUUUGUAAGAGGUAAUUCUCACCAGGUAUCCAAAACGUGGACCAUCGAUGAUGCUGGAACAUCCACAUCUCACUCAACGACAGCUUCUUUUGUGGCGUCGCUCCUAAUUGCGGAAACUUUGAUAAU
Brassica oleracea var. oleracea is the source of this 1534-nucleotide messenger RNA. RefSeq lists its product as uncharacterized. The coding region runs from base 84 to 557 and encodes 157 amino acids. Lineage: Eukaryota; Viridiplantae; Streptophyta; Magnoliopsida; Brassicales; Brassicaceae. The record is from RefSeq and is a predicted model, not a curated record. The transcript is spliced from 2 exons.